UCCCCCGUGUGUGGCUGCGCCCGCUGCUGCUCGGACGGGCCGCCAAGGGAAGCCGCUUACUGCUCCGCCGCCACCGACCUGUGCCACCGCCGGGCGGGAGCGAGGCAGCGUGGGGAUGGCGGUGUCAGCGCGCAGGAGCCGGCGGUAGCUGAGGUUCUAAAGUCAAGCGUGGACAGUAACAGCUCCUGGUUUAGCCAGUUUGAGAUGGAGAAUGGCAGGUUUCUCUUCUUUUGGAUGAUAGAUGCUUCAAACUGAAAAUACAGUAAGGCUCUUGGAGUGUCAGGACGAAAUCAGAAUUGAACCAUAUUCUAAAAGAAUGAAGUCAGCAGAAGGGGCUUGUGAGAAACUCCCUGAUAAUAACAAAGGUACUCAGAAGAAAGUGGAUGUUGAGGGAAAAUCAAAUGGUUGCAUACCUAUCUGUGCCUUAGAUAACCAAGGGCAACAUGAAAUACAGAAGCAAGAGAAAAUACCUUCUGGUGUCUUGGGAUCCUUGAAUGAAAUCCUCCCUGAAAAUAAUGCAGUGCUUAGUCAGCCAGUUGAUUUAGAAACUGUGCAGAAUAUAAAUCCUCCAUUUGCAUCAAUAAAUGACUCUAAAGUUGAAGAGAAGGACCCUUUUAUUACAAAUAAUGCUGAUGAAGAUAAUAUUGAAAAAAGCAGUACAUCAUUCUCAGUAAAUAGAAAUGAAUCAGAUGAAGACUUUUUUACAAGCAAAGAUUUUAUAGGACCUAUUUACAAGCCUGCCGAAAGUAGCAAACAGGACAAAUCUGGCAAUUGCAGUGAAUGCAAUGAAUGUAGGAGCACUGGAGGAGAUGAGAAUGAAUUAUGUGGAAACAGAUGUAAAAGAAAGGAGGAGAAGAAGAUGCAGGCUGUUUCUGCCACUGUACCAGAAAUAGAGGAUGAACUGGAUCAGUUCUAUAAAGAAAUUCACCAGCUGGAAAAUGAAAAUUUAGAUACUAAUGUUCAGGAAAAAGAAACUGAAAUUUCUCACGAACAACACUCUCCAUUUAGCUGUAGUCAAAGCUCGCAAGAGAAUUAUCAACCUGAACUUUUGGGCUGUCCACAGCCAUUUCACGAGAAUGGACAAUGUUCUUUGGGGGAACAGAACAGUCAGAAAACAAACAAUGAGCAGCAGUUAGUUGUGGAAACAGGUGGCUGGAAAACCGAAAAUACCUUUAGUGGCCAAGUGGACACUUGGAACUGCUCAGUGCCUGAAUUUAGACCUGCUUGGCAGACUACAGCAUCUUUCAAAAAACCUCAGGGACCUUUUCCUCCUAAAUUCAAUCAUCAAUCCCAUUUCCAGAUAUUUAAUCCCCCACCACAAAUCCCAGAUGUUUCCCCUUCUCAGAAUGGGGGAAUUCCUUAUGAAAAUUACCAUUGUUACCAUGGAAAUACUGACAUCAACAGUCAUGGUCCAUUGCUCAAUCAAAAGACCAACUAUUCUGGUCAUACUGGCAUCCAUACUACUCAGGCCUUCAGCAAUGGGAAUGAUGAUCAGAAUGGGCUCCAAAGUAAUGGUUUCUGUGAAACCAGAGAAGAGUAUUGGAAGGAUCCAAAAGCUGACAGUACAGAAGGAAUGCACAGCUUUUCUUCAUUGCAGUUAUCUGAAGAAAGAUUCAGUUGUUCACAGAAAUUGCUUCUAAUCUUAAGAGGCCUGCCAGGUUCAGGGAAAUCAACACUUUCCCGUGCUCUGCUUGGUCAGAGUUGUGAUGGCGUUGUGCUCAGCACCGAUGAUUAUUUUCGUCAGCGGUAUGGAUACACCUAUAAUGCUGCUCAGCUUGGUGAUGCCCAUGAGUGGAACCGGAAGAGAGCAAAGCAAGCAAUGGAGCAGGGAAAAUCUCCAGUCAUAAUAGAUAACACUAAUACUCAAGCCUGGGAAAUGAAGCCAUAUGUGGAAGUGGCUCUAGAAAAAGGAUACAGAGUGGAAUUCCAUGAGCCAGAUACUUGGUGGAAGUUUGAUCCUGAAGAAUUAGAAAAGAGGAAUAAGCAUGGGGUCACUCGUGAGAAGAUUGCUCAGAUGUUGGAACGAUAUGAAUUUCAAAUUUCCAUCCCUAUUGUCAUGAAUUCAGUGGUACCUCCCCACAAAAACACUCAAAGACCACCUCUGCAAAGAAGACAUAGGGAGAAAAUUUUAAGCAAGAACCCUGAAUACCUGUUAACAAAAGCAAAGCAGAAGAAAAAGAGGAAAAGAAAUAAAACAAUGAAAAGUAAUCCUACAGAAAUUACGAAGGAAAUAUUAUGUGGAGUAGCUCAUUAUCCAAUUCCAGGUGACAAUGAUGGAUCAGAAAGUGAAGAGGGUGACUUGGAAGAAGAAAACAAAAAAUCAUUGUGUACAUUCAGCAAAGGUCCAGAGGAUCCAGUAACAUUUUCUGAAGAGCAGCCCACGAGUGGUGAUGAAAGCCUAAAAGAAGUUUCAAGAGAGAGUUCUCUGGUCACUGUGCCUGAGGUCUCAGUGAUGCCAAAUAGUGCAUGGAAAAAUGAAUUGCCUGUAGAAAGUGACGGUUUGCUUUUAAGAGAUGUAAAACCUUCUUGUACUGAAAACCUAACCAAAAAUGCAUUAGAUGAUGAGGAAGCAAAGCAAAGGCACAAAGACAAUCUCUGCAGUUUCUUAACAAUAAGCAAUGAUAAAAAUUCAACCCAGGAAACAGAAGGCAGUUCUGAAGACUAUGAUAUGUCAUUGUUAAGCACAGAAAACAAACUGGGAUCAUGUCAAAUUACCCUUGUCUCUGACUUGGAAGCCAAGCUGCUAAGUUUAAACAGUGAAGAAAAAGAAAUCUCUCAGUGUUACAAUUCAAAUAUAAUUAAUAACAUGUCUGAUAACACAGAGGGCAAAUGCCCAUUAAACGCAGAAGAGACUAGCUCCAAAGCCUGGGCUUUUUUUUCAAUUAAUUUAUCUACUGAGGAGUUGCAGAUGGGCUUCAAUACUCAAGUUUCUCCCUCUCCUUGCUCUGAGGAUAAAUUUGUAAGUGAACAAAGAUCUCAAAAAGAGAGGAAACCUGAACAGAAUCGCACGAGCAGUUCAGCAGAGCUAAACUGCUGUCAGUCAAAUGAAGGAUUGGUAAAGAAAAACAAUCAUGAAACAGAAACUGAGGAAGUUGGCAAAGUAAUAAGCAGUGGUCUGUCCACAUCUCCAACUGGUGAAGUGCACUUUGAUUCCCUAGUGGAAGCCAGGGCUACCUUCAAAGACGUUUCAAGUGAAGUAGACGUGCCAAUAAAUGAUGCUACACCAGUUACAUUGAAGAGAAAGAGAUACAGGAGAAUUGUCAACUUAGCACCAAAGUUUAACCUACCAAGACAGAUCUUUGGUCAUACAGAGGGAGGGAAGGAUGUCCUGAUAAGAGAAGAUAUUUCCGAAAAUAAUGUUUUGGAAGUGAGGCAGAAACACUUUCUAAGCAAGAACUGUGGAGAAGCACAUGAACAGGACCAUGCAUUGGAAGAAUAUUCCUUACCCACUCUGGAUGCAGAUGCUCUGUUACAUAAUAUUUCUUACAUUCAUUCAGGACAAUGUUCUCCUACAUCAAAAUAUGCCUGCAGCGUUUGUGUAGAUUCCAAAACAAAGGAGGAGCAAGCUACAACUCUUCAGCCACAACAGGUAGUUACUAUAAAAGAGGAAGAGGGUGAACACACUUCUUCAGAGGUUACAAAUGGUCACCCAGAUAUUUUGUCUUCUGUUAAAGUUGUUUCUGAAUAUUUAGAAGAUUCUAAUAAAUUGGCAAGCUGCAGUGAAAAUGCAAAUGGAGCCGAUGACUCUGAGGCAGCAAAGGCAUCACAACUUGAAGAUUAUCAAGAUGCAGAUAUGAAAUGUAGUUUUCUGGGACUUCCCUUAUCUUUAGGAUUUGCUUUUCAACUUGUGCAGCUCUUUGGUUCUCCAGGUCUUCCACUGGAAUCCUUGUUGCCAGAUGAUUAUAUAGUUCCCCUUGACUGGAAAGUUUCAAAGAUGAUCUAUUUACUGUGGAAGACCUCUGUGGAGGAAAAACAGAAAACAAAUGGAUUGCAGAAUGGAGAUGGCUUGACUGAUGAUAAUAUUAGUCUUGAAGAUCUAAAUAAAAAUCACCAAGGGAAUCAAGACUCUUCUGAAACAGUAUCAGACAUGGAGCUGUGUCAAGAUGUGAUGGAGGAGAAUACCAUAACCUGCACUGGCUCUCUGGAUUCUACAUUUUAUCAGUCUGACUCAGUGUCUUAAAUUCUGUAUGAACAAACAGAAACUUCUCGCUUUGAUUCUGCCAAGGAAGGACUUCAGUUGGCCAACAAGGAUUUUAAAUGUGAGGGAUAACCUGGAAGAAAGCAACUACUGUAGUUGUUUUGGUUUGCAUCUUUGGCCACCUUCCCCCAACACUGCCCCCCGAUAUCAACCUCUCUGUCCAUGUAAUAAUGAUGAAAAUUGAGAUAACUUUGUGUAUGGCAUAAGGUCAUUUCCUGAAGCCAUUUGGGAUUUACCCUUUCUCAGUACAUCCUCAAGUGUGGAGAUUGAGACUGGAGGCCAGAGGCAUCUGUCACUAUGGGGUGUGAGCUUCAGGCUGUGAUAUUUAAUUCACUUGUAUCAGGAUCCAGGAUAUGGCCACAGAAGUGAUGCUCACCUGCAGGGAAUGGUGCUUGUUUCAUGUCUUAGCCUACUUCUGCCUUCACCCUCAGUCAUAAUUGCACCCAGUCCCUUUACAACCUCAAAUGGCAAAAAUCUUCCUCCGUCGUUCCUAUUCACGGAUCCAGGGGGGCACAACUUCCCUUCUUUCUCCUGAAACCUGGCUUUAUGCUUCCCUUCAGCUAGACUCAUUUGGGUAUUUGGGACUACAGAAACAAGAGCAUUUCACUAUAGAACUGAUUCAAGCAUGCUGGAGAAAGGGUGUGUACGGUUUGUGGUAGACUGAGAAGAUGCAUAACUACACUGGUAACCAGUGAUUUGAUGUUAGCGGUGUUGGAAAUAUUUAUGUAUGUAGAGAUAGACAAAUUAUAAUUAAUUAUAAAGAGCAACCUCUGUCAAUUAUGAAGCAUGCGUAAGGCUGGACACUUCCUUGUAGGGAGAGGGAGUGACAGAAAAGACAGCUGUCACCUCAACAAUAAAAGUGUGAGAAAAGAUUGAGGAGGAGCAGGAACUUGGUUUUGUUCUGCUUGUCAGAAAUAAUAUUUCCCACUUGUGCAGCUUGCAGAUCCGGAAUAUUUCUCCAUUUAUUCUUUCAUCUCCUCUUCCUUACCUUUCCCUCCAUGUGUUUAUAUAUCAGCUGAAGAGCCAGGACUUGACUGAACUUGUGCUGAAGCUCCACCAUGGUCGAAUUUGCUGAUGUGUCUCCACUUUCUACUUAAAUACUGCAUCUACACGAAAGCAGUUAACAAAGUAUGUAUUUUUAAAAUAUUGUUGUACCUCUGGUGAAAUUUUCUGGCUGCACUGUUUGAAUGCAUCUCCCAUGUAUGUGUGUGCGUCUACCUUGGCUGGAAAUAUCCUGCUUUCCUACUAGCAGAACAUUAUACAAAAUGUGAAGGGGAGGAGGAAGGUGGCUCACACCUGCCAUAACCACAGCCUCAGACCUCUGUGUUGUACUGAAGCAGACAAGUUAGUUUGAUUUCAGGAACGUGUCACUCAAGGAUUAAUACUGUCUUCCUAGUUCUGUUUACUGAGUUAGAAAUCUUAAUGCCUCUAUUUUCUGUUACUGAAUCCUGACCUUCCAGAAUGCUUGAAAUAAAAAUAGUUUUCAACAUUUCACAGUA
This is a messenger RNA of Hirundo rustica (Barn swallow), 5697 nucleotides long. RefSeq names its product NEDD4-binding protein 2-like 2. Gene Ontology annotation, biological process: negative regulation of transcription by RNA polymerase II. The transcript is spliced from 12 exons. NCBI's taxonomy places the organism in Eukaryota, Metazoa, Chordata, Aves, Passeriformes, Hirundinidae. The record is from RefSeq and is a predicted model, not a curated record. The coding region runs from base 242 to 4180 and encodes 1312 amino acids. Gene Ontology annotation, cellular component: nucleus. Gene Ontology annotation, molecular function: transcription corepressor activity.